AUGGAUGUUCCGGCUCGUAUUAGAUUUCAAAAUUUUCGAACAACAAAAUGGGAUCCAAACGAAAAUUUACCAUAUGAUUAUGGAAGAAUUUAUCAAUUUCCUAAUUUUCCUACUAUGACUAAACAAAUUGAAAGUGAAGAAGAAUAUAAUCAACAUAAACAAGAUCAUACUCAGUUUGAAAGAUUUUUUCGGUCACGACAAACUCUUGUUACAACACGUUUUGGUCCAAUAACAUAUCCACCUGCAUCGGUUUUUGCAUUUAAACAAUUUCCUGAUGGUACACAUGGUCAUAUGAAAUGUCUAUUUGAUGGAAUUUUUAAAUCACAAGGUACUGUUUUUAUGAAUCUCUAUAAAAGUGUUCAUCCGCAAUGGAUAUAUGAAACCAUUGUCGAUUCAACAACAAGAAAAUAA
Messenger RNA from Rotaria sp. Silwood1, 411 nucleotides. NCBI's taxonomy places the organism in Eukaryota, Metazoa, Rotifera, Eurotatoria, Philodinida, Philodinidae. The record is from the annotation of a GenBank genome assembly.